Molecule: messenger RNA, 933 nt
Organism: Aspergillus aculeatinus CBS 121060
Lineage: Eukaryota; Fungi; Ascomycota; Eurotiomycetes; Eurotiales; Aspergillaceae
Product: serine threonine-protein kinase hal4 sat4
Exons: 2
Biological process (GO): intracellular monoatomic cation homeostasis; intracellular signal transduction; protein phosphorylation
Molecular function (GO): ATP binding; protein serine/threonine kinase activity
Source: RefSeq, a predicted model, not a curated record
CACACCCCUCGCCAGACUCCGAGCGAUCCCGCAAUCUCACGAUCCACAACUUCCGAGGGGGACGACAAGCCGGAACCAUUCUCCCACCGGUAUGGGAAAUGCAUCAAGAUCCUGCACUACGGCUCGUCCACGUUUGUGGGCCUGUACGCCAAGAAACCACCGAGGCACUCGGGACAAGAGCAUCUGUACGCCGUCAAAGUCCGCCACCGUUCCCCCGGAAGACUCUUAGACGAGUACCGCCGCGCAGCGAUGGCCAUCUCCUCGGUCGUCCAACAUCCGAACGUCGUGCGCACCAUCGAGCACUGCUACAACGACAAAGGGGAUCUGCACUCCGUCAUGGAAUACUGCGGCGGCGGCAGUCUGCAGACCCUCCUUCUGCGAACGGGGAAGCUCUCCGCCGUGGAAGCGGACUGCUUCUUCAAGCAGCUGCUGCGCGGGGUCUCGUUCCUCCAUGGCGAGGGGAUCGUGCACCGACGACUGCGGGCGGAGAAUGUACUGCUGACUGUGAAUGGGGCGGUGAAGGUGGCGCAUUUCGAUAGUGCCGAGUGGUUGCCGAAGGACUCGCGACCGUUGCCAAAAGCGCAACCCCCGUUGGAGCAGGUGCCGUAUACCGCGCCGGAGGUGCUGCGUGGUCGCGAGCACGAUCCCCGGGCCACCGAUGUCUGGGCCGUGGGCUUGGUCUAUGCGUUUAUGCGGCUGGGCAUGCUCUUGUGGAAGGUGGCUAGCGACGAGGAUCGGAAUUUUCAGUGGUAUUUGCGGACACGGGAGGAUGUGGAAGGGUUUACUACUAUUGAGGAGUUUGGAAGUGAUCGCUGCUGCAAUGUGAUCUAUGCCAUGCUCGAUCCAAAGCCUGAACGCCGGAUCACAGCAUAUGAGGCCCUUCAUUCGGAAUGGAUUCAUGAGGUUGUGGUCUGCGCUGCGGGGGAGGCGGGG